AUGCCUCCCAAAGGUGCAUCCACCGCCGUCAACCCCAUCAGACUACAAACGGUCUCCCGGAUAAAGAUCAGACACCCGGACAAAGCAGAGCCGAAUCCAUGCCUAGGACCCAUGAGCGCCAUGUUAACCCUGAUACCCAUGACAAAGAUAAACGCUAUGUCUAGCAGUUUAACUGGAUGGGAAUGCACUGUAGCAAAAGGUUGA
Molecule: messenger RNA, 204 nt
Organism: Exophiala spinifera
Lineage: Eukaryota; Fungi; Ascomycota; Eurotiomycetes; Chaetothyriales; Herpotrichiellaceae
Exons: 2
Coding region: 1-204 (67 amino acids)
Source: RefSeq, a predicted model, not a curated record